Messenger RNA from Cynara cardunculus var. scolymus (artichoke), 642 nucleotides. Its product is annotated as trafficking protein particle complex subunit 2-like protein. Bases 49 to 480 code for a protein of 143 amino acids. Gene Ontology annotation, biological process: endoplasmic reticulum to Golgi vesicle-mediated transport. Gene Ontology annotation, cellular component: TRAPP complex; cytoplasm; nucleus. The transcript has 5 exons. The record is from RefSeq and is a predicted model, not a curated record. Lineage: Eukaryota; Viridiplantae; Streptophyta; Magnoliopsida; Asterales; Asteraceae.
CGGUCAGUUGGAUCAAUCGAAAGUGCAAAUCUGUCGGUGACGGAGAAGAUGAUCGUUUGCAUCGCCGUUGUUGGCCAUCAGAAUAAUCCGUUGUACAUACAGAGCUUCACUGAAGCAGAUGAUGCGCUCAAGCUUCAUCAUAUAGUUCAUUGCUCUCUUGAUGUUGUUGACGAAAGAGUGAACAACCCAAAAAAAUCUGGACCAAUGCUAAAUGAGACAUUUCUUGGCCUUCUAUAUCCAACUGAAAAUUACAAAGUGUAUGGGUAUCUAACUAACACAAAGGUAAAGUUUAUAUUAGUCACAACAGACCUUGACGUCCGUGAUGCAGAAGUAAGAAAUUUUUUCAGGAGGUUCCACUCUGCGUACUUAGACGCUGUAUCGAACCCAUUUCAUGUUCCGGGUAAAAAAAUCACUUCCAAGACGUUUGCUGAACGGGUCAGUACUAUCGUUAAGUCAUUUAGCUUCCAUACAACUGGAUGAUCCAACAUUCAUUCGAAUUUUCAAUUUUUCGUUACACAAUUUAGGUCAUAUUUUCAUCAAGACCUUCUGUUUUGAUUUUUUGCAUGUUUUUCUGUUCAUUAUUGAAUCUGAUUCCAGCUCUUAACUGCUCUAUGAAAAAUUUAUGGUGUCUGUUUCAUCAUA